This is a messenger RNA of Python bivittatus (Burmese python), 4275 nucleotides long. It is a transcript of the gene SFT2D2, whose product is annotated as SFT2 domain containing 2. Gene Ontology annotation, cellular component: membrane. Gene Ontology annotation, biological process: vesicle-mediated transport. The record is from RefSeq and is a predicted model, not a curated record. NCBI's taxonomy places the organism in Eukaryota, Metazoa, Chordata, Lepidosauria, Squamata, Pythonidae.
GAAGAAAUCUUAAUGAGUGUCUGAGUGUCCUGUCUGCUGGGAGUUGUAGUCUUGGGAAGCUAAAGGAGGUUGAUUGGUGUGGGUAGAAACGACAUCGGAGCUGGGAAACUCAGGAGCGCCUGGGCCAAAUGGAUAAAUUAAAGCGGGUUCUCAGUGGGCAGGACGCGGAGGAUCCGGGACCUCUGGCGGAGAUAGCUGAUGCAUCUUCCUUAAGCUGGAGUACCAGACUGAAAGGUUUCAUAGCUUGUUUUAUAAUAGGAGCUGUGUGUUCUAUUCUGGGUACCUCCCUACUAUGGAUUCCCAGGAAAGGACCUGUCUUGUUUGGAGUAUUUUACACCCUGGGGAAUAUCUCAUCCAUUGGAAGUACCAUCUUUCUUAUGGGACCUGUGAAGCAAUUAAAAAGAAUGUUUGAACCCACUCGUUUGAUAGCUACAAUUAUUAUGCUUCUAUGCCUCAUAUUAACUCUGUGUGCAGCUUUCUGGUGGCAUAAUAAGGGGCUUACUAUCCUCUUCUGUAUUUUACAAUUCUUUGCCUUGGCAUGGUACAGCAUUUCCUACAUUCCAUUUGCAAGAGACGCUGUGAAAAAAUGUUUUGCUGCAUGCCUCACAUAACAGGCCAAGUUGGGUAUCUUCUUACACUGAGGACUAGAACACCUGCACAACCAAUGACUCUUGAAACAGCACACACCUGCCUAAGAACAAAGCAUUAAGUUGUUAAGUAAACUUGUGAAUCAGAGGACAAAGCUACCAAAUAUUAUUCUCCUGAGGAUAAUGAAUUUUAUGAAAAAUCUCAAGAUAAACUAUGCCUCAUUUUCACUGGCAAAACUAAUACUUAAUGUGUAGCACAAGAAUCUUUUCUUCAAAUGAUUUUAUUUUGGAAGUUACAUGGAUAUUCUGGUAAUUCUGAAGGAAAUGGGAUGAGAUUUUACUACUUUCUAUUAACAUGUUUGAUUUAAAAAGUCCAAAGAACAGGUUAUGUAUUGGAAAACACUAGCUAAGCAUGUAGUGCAUUUUCUGGGGCUCUCCAUAAAGUUCUUUUAGUUUCAUGCUAUCAAGAGACCAUUUCUAAAUGUCCUGAGUCCUUUAUCUUCUAAAAUUCAUGAUUGCAAAUUUUAUGAGGGAACUUAGUGGAGUUAAUUUGUUGUCUCAUAACAGGAUAGCAAGUAUAAUUCCUCACUCUAAGUUACAUGAAUCAUUGUCUGACAAGCAACAGAAUCUGUAGUUAGCAGAGAAAAGUAGGAGCCAUAAAAAUAGAUAAGAACCCUUCCAUUUCUACAAGCAUUUCUAUUCAUGGCCUUUUACACAUGUUGCCUUGACAUAAAAUGACAUCAAGACUUCUGCCUUUAUUGCUAGCUAACUUCUUCUCUGUAGUGCCUCUCCCACCAUCUUCAUGUUGGCCAAAUAUGACAAAAGUGGACCAUAAUCUAAGUGGGGAGACAAACAUCUCAGAUUUUGAAUGCCCUCUUUUCCCAUCUUAUCUUUCAAUAUUUUAUUCCUGUUGCAUUAUUUAUCACUGUGGUAACUCAUUAAAGAGGAUCAUAUUAUGUUUCAUGUUCUGGUUUCCCAGUAGAACAGUAUACUAAGAUUAUUUAAACUAGCAGACACUGGCAUAUUGGCAAUUUUUGCUGCAUUCCUUUUGUCCCAUUUAUGCAUUGGCAUAUUCCUUGGUUCUGUCUCAUAAGAAGGAAAGUUAGUGUGUGUGCAUGUUAAGAGUUAUUUGAGAGUAUUUGCAAUCGGUUUAUCUUGAUGAUGUACUAUGCUUAUUUAAAAAAAAAAAUCACCAAUUUUGCCUUUGGUGAAAUUCAUGAGGAUUUCAAUGAGGAGUACCCACAUUAAUUCUAAUUUUGUACACAAUGGAACCAAUGUUUGUAACUGUCUAAUUAGCUAAGUAUAACUUCUUUGAUAAAUAUUGUUGGCUGUUUUACUCUAAAGAUCUUGGAAGGUUAAUUGUAUCGUGCUGCCUUACCAAGCAAGCAUAUUUGGAGAUCUGCAAGCUUGACAUUCAUGGAAGAAUUCAUUUUUAUUGUAACUCUCUUUUGUAUUUCGCUGAUAGUGAGUAUACACUGGUUAUAAAUGAAUAGAGAGAAGACAGUUUUAAGUAAUGUAUUAAAAUUAGGUGUACAAGGCCUCUGUCUUAAGGAUUGAAUAUGUAAAUGCUCCAUAUGUGAUUUUUUCCUAUAUCUGCUGUCUGUGGGAGCAUUUAAAAUUAUCAAUGCUUUAAAUAUGCAACUGCCCAGAUCUGUACAUUAUAAAUUUUGAAUAUAUUGUAUAGAUGUAUAAGUGUGUAUAUUUAAUAUCCUGUUUUUAUAGUGAGCCAAUGUAUAGGUAUUAGUGAUAGUGGUAAUUGCAAACUCCCUUAUGGUAGAUUGUUGUGGCACAAAAGGACUCUUAAAAUACGAAAGUCAGAAUUUCACUUGAUGGUGCCUCUUCCUGAUGCAUUAUUGCAGCACUGAAAAAGAUUGGGGACAACAUUUUAAAAGAUACAAGUUCCUUACUUGUUUCAGAGGUAAAUUGUUAUGGUGGACAGGAGAACUCUAAGCUUCAUAUAUUCCUGUCUUGGCUUUUAGCGUUACUUGAAUAUAAAGUGGUGAGAAAUUAUGUGUAAACUUGAGGGGUUUGGUGAAGCUUGCUUUAUUUUUUUUUCCUUGAGGAUUUCCUAACUAUGUAAAUCCUUUCUUUUGAAUACCAGCUGAGAUCAUAUUACCGUUUUCUCUAUUAAUGUCUUCAGAGAGUUGAACUUAACAUAACAGCUGCUUCUGAUGUGCAUUGCAUCUUACAUUUAUUUCUGUUACCUUUGAGUAACAGAAGGGUAGUAAUAGAAGUGCUGGAAAAUGCAGAUAUCCACAUCGAGAAAUUCAUAAUUUCAUACCAGCUAUUGGAUUGGAUCCCACUGGGUCAUACAGUUAUCAAUUUCUGCCUUUAUAUCUUGCUGCUCCAUGUUAGCUUUCCCUAACUUGAUGCUCUCCAAGUAGAAAUGAAAUCCCCUAACUUCCUAAUCAGCAUGAAGUCCUCGUGGAAUCAUCAAAUUGGGAAACACUGCUUAAGAAUGCUGUGGUAGCAAAUGAAGAAGAAAGCCCUUUAAGUAUAUUUUGCUAGGCUUUUUAAGUCUUUGUAGAAAUAAACUUCUGUCCGAUAUGUCUGUCUGAAGUAGUAGGUUUAGUUUAGGGAGAGAAUAAGAGAAUUCUCUCAAAUACCAGUUGCAAUAAUGUCCUUGCUUACAGAAUGUGAACCUGUUAGGCCAAUAGUAAGAUCUUGCACUUUAAGACAAAGAAACCCCAAAUGCUCUGUCUUGCCUAAUUCUUAAAUUAUUAUAGUACAUAUUCAAUAGUAAUUGAACCCUUAAAUUCGAUUUGAGUAACUUCCAAUUUUUGACCUGGCUGAAUUCUUAUUAGGUAUAUUUUAAAAUAUGUUUAAUAUAAUGUUAUUAGAGGUAUUGAAUGUCUGUGAUAAAAUAAUCUUUGAGUUAUUUCUUUCCCCUGAAAUAUAAAGCUGUGCUAAAUAUGCAUUAAGGGAGCAGGGCACUGCUACCUUGAUAUGGUUGUAUCACCUAAGUUCUCAGUAACUUUGUCUCUGAGCCAAUGUUCAGCCUUUAUGUUCUUGCAAACAUAGAAUAAGAUUGUUUUCUGUUUUACCCCAUCCCUUCAUAUUGUCAGUUGUUAAAUCACUUAUCUUUGUGCAUUAUUACUGUACUCUUAUCACAAACUCUGCCUUAAUUGCAAAUAUGCUAGUAUUUCAACCACUAAACGUAAUGUGAUGUGUUUGAGAUAUAUCUUUGAGGGGGCAUGGGAAGUGAAGUGCCUACCUCUGCAGUGUGACCCAAUCAUGCUAGCAGGGAUUUCCAUAAUAAGUAGAGUUAUGCAAAGCAUUCAAAAGAGAUGCUUUUGAAGAGUACACAGUGCACAUGAAGCACCCCUCUUCAAACUACUAAAACACUUAUAUUUUGUGCAGAGUUCAAAGACAGAGCUUCAAAAUCUGUCUUUCGCUGAACUGGUUUUGGAGCAGCCACAUGAGGCUUGUAAAAGACACAGCUACUUUAAUAAGAGAGAAGAGCUUUCUUUGUGUAAAGGCAGAAAGAAAGUACCUCUGCUGAGUGCUUUGCAGAACCCUCGUAAUAAGCUAUCGAUUCUUCAGUUUGGAAAAAAACAUUCCAUUUUUGUACACUGGCUUUUGUAACUUUUUCUGUGUGCUGGAAGUUUUGUCUGCCUUAGAAGAAAUUAUCUUUUGAAAGGAAUUCUUUUUCAGCACUCUGUCUUCUGUAAUAAAACUGUUUUCACAA